AUGGCUAGAACUUUUUUCGUCGGAGGUAACUUCAAGAUGAACGGCUCGAAGGAGUCCAUCAAGACUAUCGUGGAGAACCUCAACUCCAGCAAGCUCCCUGCAAACGUCGAGGUGGUGCUCUGUCCACCAGCCCCUUACUUGGCGUACACCGCAGAGCUCAACAAGCAGAAGACGGUCCAGGUGGGUGCGCAGAACAGCUACACCAAGGAGUCCGGGGCGUACACGGGAGAGAUCUCGCCUGUCGAGGUGAAGGACUGUGGCGCGGAGUGGGUCAUUCUCGGACACAGCGAGCGCAGAGGCAUCUUCCACGAGUCGGACGAGUUUGUCGCCGACAAGGUGGCGUUUGCCAUCGAGAAGGGCCUCAAGGUGAUUCUCUGCAUCGGCGAGUCCAUCGACGAGAAGAAGGCCGGCAGCACCCUCGACGUGUGCGAGAGAGAGCUUGCCGCAGUGGUCAAGGCGGUGAAGAAGGACGACUGGCAGCACAUUGUCGUUGCGUACGAGCCGAUCUGGGCAAUCGGCACCGGCUUGGCGGCCACAGCCGCCGACGCGCAGGACAUCCACAGCAAGAUCAGAGACUACCUCAAGUCCGAGCUCGGCGAGCUCGCCGACUCCGUCCGGAUCUUGUACGGCGGCAGCGCCAACGGCAAGAACGCCCCCGACUUCAGAGACAAGCCCGACGUCGACGGCUUCCUCGUCGGCGGCGCCUCCUUGAAGCCCGAGUUUGUCUCCAUCAUCACCUCCAGAGAGUAG
Pichia membranifaciens NRRL Y-2026 is the source of this 750-nucleotide messenger RNA. RefSeq lists its product as hypothetical. NCBI's taxonomy places the organism in Eukaryota, Fungi, Ascomycota, Pichiomycetes, Pichiales, Pichiaceae. Gene Ontology annotation, cellular component: cytosol. Gene Ontology annotation, biological process: glyceraldehyde-3-phosphate biosynthetic process; gluconeogenesis; glycolytic process. Gene Ontology annotation, molecular function: triose-phosphate isomerase activity. Bases 1 to 750 code for a protein of 249 amino acids. The record is from RefSeq and is a predicted model, not a curated record. The transcript has a single exon.